ACACGUGUCACCAACUCAAACCAACAUUUUUGCCUUUAAUAUGGUUUUCUCUACUCUUCUCUGUUUUUGAACAAGAAAAUGAAAAAUACAAAAACCAAUGACCAGCAAGCGUUUGAAUUUGAUUGGUUGGUUGUGACUCUCUGAAAGAUCGAAAACGAGAAAAAGUUUGUAGCUUUUCUAAUAAAAAACUAAUUUUUAUUUAUUUUUCUCUGAAAAAAGUAAUUUUUCAGAGACCCCUAUAAGAGUAGGAGGGGUUUCUGGAACAUUUUUUUUGAAGGUCUCUUGUCUAGAAAAAGAAGAGAAAGAGAAGCAAGCCCUUCUUCUUUAUUUUGUUUUGUGGUUGAAGAAGAAAAGGAAAGGAGGAGGGUCUGUAAAGAAAUGAUUAGAUUGUGGAUAACUUCUUUGCAAUUAGCAGAAUUGUUUGUGAGCUCUUUGGUUCAUCUUCUAUAUGGGUUUUAUAUAUUUAGCUCAGCGGUGGCUGGUGAUCUUUCUCAGGCUUUGAAUGAAAUAUUUAAGCCUAAUGUCAACAUUGAGUUGAAUGAGAUUGUUCCUCACGACAGACCCGGAAAUGUUGAGGAUUUGCCUCCUAUUGUUUUGGUUCAUGGGAUUUUUGGUUUUGGUAAAGGGAGAUUGGGAGGUUUAUCCUACUUUGCCGGUGCAGAGAAGAAAGACGAAAGAGUCCUGGUACCUGAUUUGGGGUCCUUGACAAGCAUUUACGAUAGGGCUAGGGAAUUGUUCUAUUAUUUGAAAGGUGGGCAAGUUGAUUAUGGAGAAGAACACAGCAAAGCUUGUGGGCACUCCCAAUUUGGUCGUGUUUAUGAACAAGGGCAUUAUCCUGAAUGGGAUGAGGAUCACCCUAUUCAUUUUGUUGGCCAUUCGGCUGGGGCCCAGGUUGUUCGUGUUCUGCAACAAAUGCUUGCUGAUAAGGCAUUUAAGGGAUUUGAGAACACCAAUGAGAAUUGGGUAUUGAGCAUUACUUCCUUGUCUGGAGCUUUCAAUGGAACCACAAGGACCUACUUAGAUGGGAUGCAGCCAGAAGAUGGGAGGUCCAUGAAAGCUAUAUGUUUGUUGCAGCUAUGUCGUUUAGGUGUUAUUAUUUAUGACUGGUUUGAUAUUCCAUGGCUGAAGGCCUAUUACAACUUCGGUUUCGAUCACUUCAACAUGUCUUGGAAGAAAACCGGUAUUUGGGGUCUCCUUGAUUGCCUGUUAGGGUAUUCAGGUCCAUUUGCUUCCGGUGAUUGGAUCCUGCCCGACCUUACAAUUCAAGGAUCGAUAAGAUUGAAUAGUCACUUACAUACAUUUCCCAACACCUACUACUUCAGCUAUGCUACCAAGCGUACUAAGAAGAUCUUUGGAAUCACAGUCCCUUCUGGGAUACUUGGAAUUCAUCCAAUGCUUUUCAUUAGAGUAUUGCAGAUGAGCCAAUGGCGUCAUCCCCCAGACGUUUCUCCUCCAUUCAAAGGAUACAGGGAUGAGGAUUGGCAGGACAAUGAUGGAGCACUCAAUACCAUAUCCAUGACACACCCUCGUCUUCCUAUCGAGCAUCCUAAUCGCUUUGUUGAAAAUGAAUCAGAUUGCCAACCUAUGGAACCGGGCAUCUGGUACUACAAGAUUGUGGAAGGUGAUCAUAUUCUGUUCAUUGUGAACAGAGAGAGAGCAGGAGUCCAGUUUGAUAUGAUAUAUGACAGCAUUUUUGAACGUUGUAGAAAACAUGUAUUUAGGAAAACCCCACCAAUAUUACCAAACCAAAAUCACCAAUAGUUUUAGUAUUAUUGUCAUACAAAAUUGGUAUGAAAAACUUCAAAAGAAAGCAAUACAAAAUUGGGCCUUGAUGUAAAUAUGGAUAAUCAUUUCUCUCAUUCUUUUCUUACAUUUUUACUGUUAUUGUACUCAACUACUCUUGAGGCUAAGGAUGAUGAUUAUAGAGAUAUAGGCUGCCUUCACUAUCAACAAUCUUUUUGUUCUUCUCUUAUAAGACAUAAACAAUUAACCUUGAAAA
Messenger RNA from Cannabis sativa, 1999 nucleotides. RefSeq lists its product as uncharacterized. The record is from RefSeq and is a predicted model, not a curated record. Lineage: Eukaryota; Viridiplantae; Streptophyta; Magnoliopsida; Rosales; Cannabaceae. The coding region runs from base 379 to 1761 and encodes 460 amino acids. The transcript has 8 exons.